Molecule: messenger RNA, 387 nt
Organism: Cyclocybe aegerita
Lineage: Eukaryota; Fungi; Basidiomycota; Agaricomycetes; Agaricales; Hemipholiotaceae
Source: the annotation of a GenBank genome assembly
AUGGAUUCCUUUAAGCGCCGUCUUCCCUCCCUCCCUACUAUCGCAUUCACGUCUCAUGUAGGCGGCGUUCCAAAAUUGCCCUUUGUCGACCAGCCAAUACCAGGCGCAGCCCUCGCUCUGGUGAUCUUUAACUUACCUGUUGGUCUUGAUUCCGAGUCCGCCCUUCAGCCGCCAGCUCUGAUGAUGUCGUGCCGUGCUUCUGCGUGGAUGAACGUUGGCGCAACCCUCGCAGGCUACCUUCUCAUCGUGCUUGUGCAUGCAGAGAGUUCCCCCGUUUCUUCUCAAGUGCCGCUGAAAAACAGCCAGCAUGAAGCGAAGGUCAGGUUCCCGGGUCUCAUUUCCAUACUCGUGCGCACGUCUGAGUAUCAGUGCAACACCUUUCACUGA